AUGGCCGACGUCAAUCUGCAAGAGAUCCACGACACGCUGCUGUCGAUCGCCUUUGAGGCCGGUCGGAUGAUCAUGGCGGCCAACCCCAAUGACAUCUCGACCGGCACCAAGCUCAACUUUAUGCUGACUGACAUUGCCCGUGCGCCUUCACCAGCCGUCGACAUCGUCACCGAGACCGACCAGGCCGUCGAGAAGAUGGUCUCGACGCGCCUGCGCGCCGCCUACCCGGCCUACGAGUUCGUCGGCGAGGAGACGUACGUCGCGGGCGUCACCAAGAUCACCGACGCGCCGACCUUUAUCGUCGACCCCAUCGACGGCACGACAAACUUCAUCCACGGCUUCCCCAACGCCUGCAUCUCGCUCGGCUUCGCCGUGGCGCGCCGCCCGGCCGUCGGCGUCGUGUACAACCCGUUCCAGGACCUGCUAUUCACGGGCGUCCGGGGCGAGGGCGCGUACAUGCAGCGCAACGCCGCCCUCGCCGCCGCGGGCAAGCUCGAGGCCGAGCGCCGGCGCCUGCCGCUCUUCCCCGGCGGGGCGCCGGCCCUGGGCGACCUGAGCACGGCGCUCGUGGCCGUGGAGUGGGGCUCGAGCCGCGACGGGCCCAACUUCGACGUCAAGGCCGAGGUCUUCCGCCGGCUCGCCGCGAGCAAGGAGGCGGGGGGUUCCAUGUGCCACAGCCUGCGGUGCCUGGGCUCGGCGGCGCUGAACCUCUGCGCCGUGGCCGCGGGCCAGGUCGACUGCUACUGGGAGGGCGGGUGCUACGCCUGGGACGUGUGCGCGGGCUGGGCCAUCCUCGCCGAGGCCGGCGGCGUCAUGGCCGACGGCAACCCGGGCGGGUGGGAGCCGGCCGUCGACGCGCGGACGUACCUGGCCGUGCGCGGGGCGGCGGCGCUGGAGCAGCAGAGGGCGCUGGUCGAGGAGUUUUGGCGGGUCAUUGGGGACGGCAGGAUGGACUAUAAGCACUGA
This is a messenger RNA of Thyridium curvatum, 966 nucleotides long. RefSeq lists its product as uncharacterized. Lineage: Eukaryota; Fungi; Ascomycota; Sordariomycetes; Thyridiales; Thyridiaceae. Gene Ontology annotation, molecular function: inositol monophosphate 1-phosphatase activity. The coding region runs from base 1 to 966 and encodes 321 amino acids. Gene Ontology annotation, biological process: inositol metabolic process; phosphatidylinositol phosphate biosynthetic process; signal transduction. The record is from RefSeq and is a predicted model, not a curated record. The transcript has 2 exons.